UGCUGUGAUGCCGCCACGCCAGCCCUUGCAGCACUGGGAGGAUUGGAAGUCCUCAGGCAGCAGGACGGAGCUGACGAAUUUGCCGUGCAUUACGGCGUCUGUCCUGUCCCUCUCGCUCUCCCUAUCUGCGUACCCCCCCGCCGGCGGUUACUCAGCAGGCUCCGCACGUCGGUGGAAACGAGCCUGUUUUUUCCUGUUAUCGAGGAAGCAGUUAUGACUGUGAUGCUCGAGGACAAGCCUGGGCCUCCCACUCCCCCCUCCCCUAACAGCACAAAAGAAACCUACCUAAGCCGUUAUCUUCACCGGGCGCUGCCAGAGCAGUUUUGGUUGGCUGGAGGCUGGAGCGAUGCUGGGUCCCCCUCCCAGCUCUCCCGCCUCCCACCCAAUAUAAAGCACGGCUCCUCGCCGCUUUUCCAGCCGAUGGCACACGACCGCGGGCGCAGGUGGUGCCGCAGCUGCCUGUUGCACAUCCCUGCCACCACUGCAAGGACCCGAUGAGUUGCUGGAUGCCUGGGUGCCCAGCUCUCAGCAUGUGCCGGGGCUUAGCUGCGCUCCCCAUCACUUGCCUGGAAAGAGCCAAGGAUCUGAAGACCCGCUUAGGGAUCCUGCUUCAUAAACCAGAGCUGGGACACAGGAUCGGGACUUCCAGCAAGCUGCAGCUGGGCUCCAGGCGGAGAGACUCCUCACGGGAGGUACUCGAAUGGAGGGAGUCCUUCGACCAGCUCCUGAAGAGUAAAAGCGGGGUGACGGCCUUCCACACCUUCCUGAAGACAGAGUUCAGCGAGGAGAACCUUGACUUCUGGCUGGCGUGCGAGGACUUCAAAAAGACCCGGUCGAAAACCAAGCUGGCCUCCAAGGCGAACAGGAUCUUCGAGGAGUUUGUCCAAAGUGAGGCGCCCAGGGAGGUGAAUAUUGACCACGAAACCAGGGAGAUCACCCGUAAGAACCUCUCAGGUGCCACCUCCGCUUGCUUCAACGAAGCCCAGGCCAAGACCCGCACUUUGAUGGAGAAGGACUCCUACCCCCGGUUCCUGAAGUCCGCCUCCUACCAGGACAUGACCAAGCAGGCCACCAGCUGUGGCAUGAGCAAGCGGUCGCAUACCUGACCCGAGCCUGAAUUCACCGCGGGGGGACCAGCCGGUGGACCAGGCGGAGGUUGGGAGACGGUUUGCGAGGGCUGAGGUCCGCACGGUGGGGUUUCGGCUGAAGUCCUGGCAUUUUAGCAGGAUCCCCAGGACCUCAAGCGCUUCCUGCUUCCCACCGAGCUGCUGGGAAGAGAGGUCCUCCCUCCCCAGAGGAGUGGAACGGGUGGGAACCCGAUGCCUCCCCUUGCAGCAUGGCCAGAGACCUGCACCACCACAGGGACAGAAAGAAAUCAGAUUUGAGUUGCAAGCCUGGGAAAAAGAGACCGGAUUCCCCUGAGCAUCCGUAACCAGAGAGCUCCCACCUGCUCUCGGGACCCUGCCUCUGACCUGCAGCAUCAGCUGCUGGCUGCAGAGCCAGCGCAGGAGCCUGCAAUUCCCGCAGUGCCCAGGGCAACCACCCCAGACCUGCCCGCAGGGCUUUUCCUACGAGGGAAUGGCCAGAAUAGAAGUCCAAAGACUGCGUGGCAUUUUCAGCUGGAGGGACCCUGCGCCUGCCUUCUCCUGAUCCUAAGAUCCUUCUUCUGCCGUUUCCUACGCAUGCUCUGUAUCAAAGCUUUAUGCCUUCUUCCAGUAUAGUAUAUCCCUAGCAGUGACAUUUUUAUCCCUCACUUAAACUACAUGACCUUUAGAUUGCACAUAAUCUUAGGUCACAUGCAUAAAUUUUUAUUACUAUUAUUGUUAUUUAUUUUAUUAUUAUUAUUAUUAUUUUAUAUAUAUAUUUAUUAGAAGAGCACUGCUGAAAGCAUACACACAUCCCUUGCUCCGAGGAGCUUGUAAAUUAAAUUAUUUUAGAUAUUGUAGCACCUAGCAUGCCUCCCACCUUUUCCGUAUGAUAACUUAAGAGAGAUAACCAGACAGAUCUGUAACAUGACCAUGGAGCAAGGUACGCGAACAGCAGCAGCAAGAGCUGCAGUCCGGCAAGGGCUGCUAGAGGUGUCUAAGAUAGCAGGUUUCCCGUGAGCUCGGAGGACCAUUGAUGACAGUAAAAUGAUGCUUUGCAGUCCGAGCUGUUUCCUUUCUCCCCUUAUAGAUGUGGACGGCAUCUCGGCACAUAGACUAGCAGCUUGUCCUAGACAGAGAAUAGUGAUGUAAAACAGGCACUUUGGUGAGUGAUCCUAUUGAAAGCUUAUUUUUUACAUGUGGGAGAGAAAACCUGGGGCUUUCCCCUGGUUUAAAAUUGGGCAUGAUGUUCCCUUAGCCAGUGAGACCAAUCUGCAGCCACAGCGCUUUACCAGAAACCCGGGGAGCCAAGCAAAACAGCGAUGUGUGCUGUGAAUUCAGCGUCCUGGGGGGCGGCAGGACAUUUCAUCAGCUCAGACCUGUGGGGCGAGCUCUUCAGAAAGCCCCUCUGAGCAGGGAUUUCUGGGUCCCACAGCCACCCCAGAAAGCUGUGGAUCCCAUUUGGCAGCAUCGGUGCCAGCAGCCGCAUGGGUGGGUGAUGGGGAGCCUGUGGAUGUCCUGUGCUGGGUCACGGGGAAUGUCCCACCAGCACUGUUUCCUACUGAGACAGCCUGGGGCUGCCACACGUGCCUCUGUUUAUCCCUAAAGACCAAACCCUGAGGUCCUUAUCCCGCUGGUACUCACUCCUUGCCAAGGGAACCAUCUUUUGCCCUCCUGACCAUUAGCCGGAGCACAGGAUCGCUCGGGCUUUUCAUGGCUGUUUGAGCAGAGCAAGGGACUGAGGACCAGUUUGGGGACAUUAUUCGGAGUCCUCUUCCACUUUCCCCAUCCUGGUUCUACCUCUGAGCCUCAGUGGGUCCCACCUGCAUUUACAGGGAGAUUUUAGCUGCUUUCUUAUUUCUUAUUUAUUUUUACAACUGGAACCACCUUCGUUGUGUUACUGAAGUGAGCAACGCACAAUGGUCCGUUUUCAUUACUAACAUAAUAUUGUAAUUAUAAAAUAAAAUGUAAAGAGAAAAAUACUGCGACAACAUGGGUUUUUUGGUUGUGGGCUUUCAAUUAAUUUUUACAUUCUAAUUUUGGAUGACUUGCAAAGCAUACUAAAGCAAGCUGCUUGUGUUGGAUGGCUCAAGGGGCAUUUACAGUCGCUUUAAAAGUUGCAAUGUCAGGAACAGAAAAGGAAGGGCAAGACUUGUGAAAAGUAAAGCUUCAUGGUAUUUGGCUUAUUGAAGAGAACUGAACAGUUCACAGCAAGAAUGAAAGCAGAAGUUAAAUUUUGAAUAUAUUAAUUGCCAGGGUGUUUGGUAUUGUUUGUAUUGCUCACCAUUUUCUGAGCUCUUUACAGGACGGCAGUUCCCAAUACCUAUUUAAUAUCAGUAAGACACCAUUGUCUUAAAAGCACGGGAGGAUUCAUGUGAGGGCUGCUGUUUGUGAAAACUGCUUUUGGGUUGCUGUCAUCAAUAAUAUUUGAUUUUUAUCAAUACCUCAGCUGAUGACUGAAUUCAUUUACAAGGGGGAAAGUAUCUGGUAUAAGAGGGGUUAUUAGAAAACAUCUCACCUCUUUGCAGCAUGUGCUGUCUCUGAGGUCUGAGCAGUCCCCUGUGUCCCUACGGGAUGCUUUGGGAAGGCAGAGGAUGGGUGUGUGGUGUGUGCAUCUCCGGGGACCGCAGGAGCACUGGAGGGCUGCCUGCGGCACGAGCCAUGCAGGGAGGGGAGCAUCCAAGUGUAGCUCAGAGAUGUUCACGUCCCAAAUAAAAACCAAACAAAACAUG
Molecule: messenger RNA, 3817 nt
Organism: Harpia harpyja (harpy eagle)
Lineage: Eukaryota; Metazoa; Chordata; Aves; Accipitriformes; Accipitridae
Gene: RGS16
Product: regulator of G protein signaling 16
Exons: 5
Coding region: 495-1106 (203 amino acids)
Source: RefSeq, a predicted model, not a curated record